Chondrus crispus (carragheen) is the source of this 336-nucleotide messenger RNA. Its product is annotated as DNA replication complex GINS protein PSF2, the protein is not entire. The record is from RefSeq and is a predicted model, not a curated record. Gene Ontology annotation, cellular component: nucleus; GINS complex. Lineage: Eukaryota; Rhodophyta; Florideophyceae; Gigartinales; Gigartinaceae. Gene Ontology annotation, biological process: DNA replication; double-strand break repair via break-induced replication. The transcript has 3 exons. The coding region runs from base 1 to 336 and encodes 111 amino acids.
AUGGUCAAAUCUGAUGUUAUCACGUUAAUGCGCGGCGAGUUUGGGCCGUUUGAGCCAUCAAUCACGACCACGGUGCCUUUGUGGCUAGCGCUUGCAUUGAGGAAAGUUCACAGGUGCAAAAUUCUGCCGCCGCGAUGGCUCACAGUGCGAGAACUGGACAGGUACAUCUCGCAUGAACGUGAAAACGAAGCCGAACUACAAGCAAUUCCGUUCUAUUUCUCAAAGAUUGCCUCACUGCUGUUACAUCACGCAUCUGACGACCUCGUCAACCCCGGUAUGUUGCGGCGUUGCGUCGAAGAUCUAUCCAACAUUCGAGAUAGCAAAAUGCGCAAAUAG